UGUUAUCGUCUGGCGCACGCACUUCAUAAUAAAACUGUUGGAGGUUAGAGACGUUUCUGUCAAGGAUUCGCGUCUAAACAUUUAUCUGUCAACGAUCUGAACAUUGUGAAGUAAUUAAUGGGUUGACAAUGGGUCUGUUAACGGUGCUGAAAAAAUUGAAGCAGAAGGAAAAGGAGAUGCGAAUUUUAAUGCUGGGCCUGGACAAUGCAGGCAAGACGACGGUGCUGAAGCGACUCAAUGGCGAACCGAUAGACACUAUCUCGCCCACGCUUGGCUUUAACAUCAAGACGCUGGAACAUCGCGGGUACAAGCUCAACGUGUGGGAUGUGGGCGGACAGAAGUCGCUGCGUUCCUACUGGAGAAAUUAUUUCGAGUCGACGGACGGGCUGGUCUGGGUGAUAGACAGCGCCGACAGAAGGAGACUGGACGAUUGUAAAACGGAGCUGUACAAGCUCCUGCAGGAGGAGAGGCUGGAGGGCGCGAGUCUCCUCGUGUUUGCGAACAAGCAGGACAUGCCUGGCGCACUGUCCGCAGCCGACAUAGCAGACAUUCUGGAGCUGCCCAACAUAAAGACUCACCACUGGCAAAUUUACAAGUGCUCCGCGGUGACGGGCGAAAAUCUGGUCGACGGUAUCAAUUGGAUUGUGGACGAUAUCGCAGCGAGAAUAUUUUACAUAGAUUAGAUCAGAUUCACAGAUGCGUCGAUCGCUCUUCACCGCGUUGAACGCAAAAAUCAGCACUCGACAAAUUUGCGCAAGAUGAUAUUUACGUUGCGAUCCUUGUGAAAAUAUGUAACAUAGUCACGCAUUUUCUUAAGAUCUUUCGAUAAUUUAUUACGUAAUAUACAUUUUUUUUCAAAUGUCCUUAGGUUUAUUUUUUAUGCUCUUCAAUAAUAGCUUUUAUGC
Molecule: messenger RNA, 905 nt
Organism: Vollenhovia emeryi
Lineage: Eukaryota; Metazoa; Arthropoda; Insecta; Hymenoptera; Formicidae
Gene: Arl2
Product: ADP-ribosylation factor-like protein 2
Exons: 2
Coding region: 129-683 (184 amino acids)
Biological process (GO): protein folding
Cellular component (GO): cytoplasm; microtubule cytoskeleton
Molecular function (GO): GTPase activity; GTP binding
Source: RefSeq, a predicted model, not a curated record